Messenger RNA from Tripterygium wilfordii, 1387 nucleotides. Its product is annotated as glycerate dehydrogenase. Gene Ontology annotation, molecular function: NAD binding; glyoxylate reductase (NADPH) activity; hydroxypyruvate reductase (NADH) activity. Gene Ontology annotation, cellular component: cytosol. The record is from RefSeq and is a predicted model, not a curated record. NCBI's taxonomy places the organism in Eukaryota, Viridiplantae, Streptophyta, Magnoliopsida, Celastrales, Celastraceae. The coding region runs from base 77 to 1237 and encodes 386 amino acids. The transcript is spliced from 13 exons.
GUAUUAUCAACUAAAACAAAGCAACUGAAAUUUGAAAGAGCUUGCGUCUCAUUUGCUCUGCACUCACGAGGCUUUCAUGGCUAAGCCUGUUUCGAUUGAAGUUUGGAACCCAAAUGGAAAAUACAGGGUCGUUAGCACCAAACCCAUGCCAGGAACACGCUGGAUCAAUCUCUUGAUCGAACAAGAUUGUCGUGUCGAAAUAUGCACUCAGAAGAAGACUAUACUGUCUGUUGAGGAUAUUGUGGCUCUAAUUGGGGAUAAAUGUGAUGGAGUCAUUGGACAGUUGACAGAAGAUUGGGGAGAGACAUUGUUUCAGGCAUUAAGUCGAGCAGGAGGAAGAGCUUUCAGUAACAUGGCUGUUGGAUACAACAAUGUUGAUGUUAAUGCUGCUAACAAAUAUGGGGUUGCUGUUGGCAAUACUCCUGGAGUACUUACAGAAACAACAGCAGAGUUGGCUGCUUCACUAUCUUUAGCAGCUGCUAGGAGAAUUGUCGAAGCAGAUGAGUUCAUGAGGGCAGGCUUAUAUGAUGGAUGGCUUCCAAAUCUGUUUGUGGGGAACUUGCUUAAGGGACAGACCGUGGGUGUAAUUGGAGCUGGCCGUAUCGGUUCUGCUUACGCAAGAAUGAUGGUUGAAGGGUUCAAAAUGAACUUAAUUUACUAUGAUCUAUACCAAUCCACACGCCUGGAAAAGUUUGUCACAGCUUAUGGUGCAUUCCUUAAAGCUAACGGAGAGCAACCUGUGACCUGGAAAAGGGCAGCAUCCAUGGAUGAGGUGCUGCAGGAGGCAGAUGUGAUAAGUCUCCAUCCAAUCUUGGAUAAAACCACUUAUCAUUUGGUUAACAAAGAAAGGCUUGCAAAGAUGAAGAAGGAAGCGAUCCUCAUAAACUGUAGUAGGGGCCCUGUGGUUGAUGAAGUUGCUCUUGUUGAACAUUUGAAGCAAAACCCUAUGUUUCGAGUUGGUCUUGACGUCUUCGAGGAUGAGCCCUACAUGAAGCCUGGGCUUGCUGACAUGAAAAAUGCUGUUGUGGUUCCUCACAUUGCUUCUGCUUCCAAGUGGACACGCGAGGGAAUGGCAACUCUAGCCGCUCUUAACGUCCUGGGAAAGAUUAAAGGUUAUCCAGUAUGGGAUGAUCCCAACAGGGUUGAACCGUUCUUGAACGAGAAUGCUCGACCUCCAGCGGCCAGUCCGAGCAUUGUCAAUGCAAAAGCCUUGAGUCUGCCUGUUUCAAAGCUAUAAGCGCUGGUGUUCUUGCUCUUCAUUCCCCUUCGAAGCGGCCAGUUACCUAGCUAUCUAAGUGUGCUAGUAGUCAUGUAUACCUAUUACCCAAACUUUAUUGUUAUAUGAGAACCCACUUCAUAAUUCUAUGGGUCAAUUAAACUUUUGUUA